GCGCUGAGUCCGCCCGCCCGCCCCGUCCAGCCGCCGCUCCCCAUGCGGGCCGCGCCGCCGCUCAGGAUGAUGCCGCGCCCGCUGGGCAGCAGCACGGCCUUCAGCAUCGACGCGCUCAUCGGCAGCCCGCCGCCGCCCAGCCCGGGACACUUCGUCUACGCCGGCUACCCCAUGUUCAUGCCCUACCGGCCCGUCGUGCUGCCCCCGCCGCCGCCGCCCCCGCCGCCGCCCCCGCCGCCCGCCCACCCGCUGCCCAGCCUGCCCGGCGGCUUCUGCUCGGGGCUGGCGCAGGGCAUGGCCCUCACCUCCACCCUGGUGGCCGCCCUGCCCCCCUUCGCCGCCCAGCACCAGGAGGCCGCCCGCAAGUUCGCCCCGCCGACCGCCCUGCCCGCCACCUUCGACAAGGCCGACGGCGCCGAGGCCGAGGACGGCAAGGCCUUCCUGGCCAAGGACGCCGCGCUGCUCUCCUUCUCCGCCGCCGAGGCCGUGCAGGCGUCUCUGGGGGCCGCCCGGGGCGCGUCGGCCAAGGACGAGGCGAAAGGCGGCGUGGGCGGCGAGGAGGAGUGCAAAGGCAAGGAGGAGAGCUUCUCCAUGGACAGCGACCUGGACUACAGCUCCGACGACAACCUGCCCGGCCCGGCGGCGCACAAGGAGGACGAGGCGGGCGGCGGCCUGGAGGAGGGCGGCCCGAGCGCGGCGGCCGCCAACAGCACCACCUCGACGGGCAAGAACCGGCGGCGGCGCACGGCCUUCACGAGCGAGCAGCUGCUGGAGCUGGAGAAGGAGUUCCACUGCAAGAAGUACCUGUCGCUGACGGAGCGCUCGCAGAUCGCGCACGCCCUCAAGCUCAGCGAGGUGCAGGUCAAGAUCUGGUUCCAGAACCGGCGCGCCAAGUGGAAACGGGUCAAGGCCGGCAACGCCAACUCCAAGACGGGCGAGCCCUCGCGGAACCCCAAGAUCGUGGUGCCCAUCCCCGUCCACGUCAGCCGGUUCGCCAUCCGCAGCCAGCACCAGCAGCUGGAGCAAGCCCGGCCCUGA
Messenger RNA from Euleptes europaea (tarantolino), 1038 nucleotides. It is a transcript of the gene GBX2, whose product is annotated as gastrulation brain homeobox 2. Gene Ontology annotation, cellular component: nucleus. Gene Ontology annotation, molecular function: RNA polymerase II transcription regulatory region sequence-specific DNA binding; DNA-binding transcription factor activity, RNA polymerase II-specific. The record is from RefSeq and is a predicted model, not a curated record. The transcript is spliced from 2 exons. The coding region runs from base 43 to 1038 and encodes 331 amino acids. NCBI's taxonomy places the organism in Eukaryota, Metazoa, Chordata, Lepidosauria, Squamata, Sphaerodactylidae. Gene Ontology annotation, biological process: regulation of nervous system development; regulation of transcription by RNA polymerase II.